AUGGUCAAGUCCUUCUCAAAGUCCAAACGGACUCCGGUUCGAUUGCGGCAUAAAAUUGAAAAGGCCAGUGCCGCGAAGCAGAGGAAACUCAAGAGAGAGUCCAAAAAGAACCCACAGUGGAAAUCCAGGUUGAAGAAAGAUCCGGGAAUUCCUAAUCUCUUCCCGUUCAAAGACAAGUUGCUCCAGGAACUCGAGGAGAAGAAGAGACUGAAAGCCGAGAGUGCGGAGAAAUUACGAGAUGCUGCAAGAGAGAAGAAGAGAAAUGUCAAAGAUGGCACCGGGGAAGAGGCAGAGGUAGAUGACCUGAUGGACGAAGAUGAUGAUCUACUGGAAGAGGAAAUGGACGGGGACGAUGAAGCAGAUGACGACACCGCGAAUCCUAUGGCGGCACUGCUCGCUUCAGCACAGGCUAGGGCAGCUGACUAUGACGGCGGAGCGCUGCAUGGAGAUGUUGAUGUUGAUGCAGACGUUGACGAAAAUGGUGUCCGCGGCGUGCAACUCUCCGAGGCUCUCGCAACAGACCACAGAAAUCCAGACUCAUCACGGCGGGCCUUCGACAAGAUAUUCAAGCAAGUUCUUGAUACAGCCGAUGUGGUGUUAUAUAUCCUGGACGCUCGAGAUCCCGAAGGCACGAGGUCACGAGAGGUCGAGCGACAGAUUAUGGCUGCCGAGGGCGGUUCGAAGCGACUCAUCCUUGUUCUAAACAAGAUCGACCUUGUGCCACCACCAGUCCUGAAAGGCUGGUUAACUCACCUACGACGCUACUUCCCGACUAUCCCCCUCCGCGCAUCUACGCCUGCAUCCAACGCACAAACCUUCGACCACAAACAAUUAACCCUCCAAGCCACAUCCGAAUCUCUUCUCCGAUCCCUCAAGUCUUAUGCCGCUUCAAAACAACUCAAACGCUCCAUCUCGGUUGGUGUCAUUGGCUACCCCAAUGUUGGAAAGUCAUCCGUUAUCAACGCCCUGACCUCUCGUCUAAACAAGGGUAGCCAAAGCUUUGCCUGUCCCGUUGGGUCUGAGGCAGGGGUCACGACAAGUUUAAGAGAAGUCAAGCUUGACAGUAAGCUAAAAAUCCUAGACUCGCCGGGGAUUGUGUUCCCAUCGACCAUCGACGGAGAGGACAGGGAGGGCAGACAACAGAGAAAGGCAGAGCAUGAGGCACGAUUGAUUCUUCUCAAUGCUCUACCGCCCAGUCAGAUUUCCGACCCUAUCCCGGCCAUCAAUUUACUUCUAUCCAGGCUGUCUGUCUCAGAAGCAUUGUUCGACAAGCUGCUCAAGCAUUAUAGCAUUGUUGCAUUGGGGCCAUUUGGCGCCGGAGACACAACCACCGAUUUUCUCAUCCAGGUUGCCCGGAGAAGAGGACGACUAGGGAAAGGUGGGGUCCCAAAUUUGUAUUCAGCCGCGACGACAGUGAUUACUGAUUGGCGAGACGGGAGAAUCCAAGGCUGGUUGGAGCCACCAACUCUCAAGGUGCUGGAUGACGAAGACAUGACCGAGGCUGGUGCUGGAGGCGGCAAGGCUCUGCCAACAGGAGCAGAUAGGAAAGAGAUCGUCAAAGAAUGGGCGGCUGAGUUCAAGCUUGAUGGGCUUUGGGGAGAUGACAAACACGAUAAGACGAAUCCUAACGCUAUGCAGGUAGAGUCAUAA
Molecule: messenger RNA, 1650 nt
Organism: Exophiala aquamarina CBS 119918
Lineage: Eukaryota; Fungi; Ascomycota; Eurotiomycetes; Chaetothyriales; Herpotrichiellaceae
Exons: 3
Coding region: 1-1650 (549 amino acids)
Cellular component (GO): nucleolus
Molecular function (GO): GTP binding
Source: RefSeq, a predicted model, not a curated record